GGCGGAUCGGCGGAUCCAUUCAGCCCUUAUCAACCAUCUUCCUGGUCUCUUCACAGUUCCGGCUCAACUGAUUCAAUCAUGGCGAAUAUUCUCAGAGAAAUGUUCAGCAGAUGAAAGUAAAUUUCAUAUCAUUCCAAGGGAUCUCAAGAACAGGGAACUACCUCAGAUGACUUCACAGCUACUUGGAUGGGAUACUACUGUCUUUUGGGGACAAGAACCCAGUAUGAAUGGUGUUAACUUUCCAGGCUUGUGCGAGUUACCUACAAAAGAUUUCAACUACCCCCAUAGUUCGGAUGGAACGCUGCCAUCUGUCAUCAAUAUUAAAGUGGUCCAAUCAUCCGUAAGCACUGAAGGAAGCAUUUGACGGAAAAGUAACUUGUUUGGUGUUCACUCUUUCUCCCUCACAAUUUUAACCACGAUCUACUAUUACUAUCUAGUUGGAUAAUCAAUUUCCCUUCAUUACUUAUUCAUUUUCUCAUCACAUCGUCAUUGUUGAUUCUCUUAUGACGUAUUUCACGUUACUCUGAUAUCAUAGACAUGCAUCCUUCUUCAAUUCAUUUACUUGUACCUGCGGUUCACAAGAUCACUUAGAUAUAUAAGAUUGAAUGUUUUUCUUACUUUGUAGUUUCCUUUCUUCAUUCAUUCUUAUCAUUUGUCUCUCAUACCAUUAGAUAUUUCGAUUUUCAUCACACUCGUGAUUCUCCAAGAGCCUAAUCAUGAGAAUCACUCGUGUUCUUCCAAAGGCUUGUUUCCUCACCUAGUUGUGUUUAUUAUGGUUAUUCAUUCUUAUCAUUUGUCUCUUGUACCAUUAGGUACUUUGAUUUUCAUCAUACUUGUGAUUCUCCAAGACCCU
Melampsora larici-populina 98AG31 is the source of this 853-nucleotide messenger RNA. RefSeq lists its product as uncharacterized. The transcript has 2 exons. The coding region runs from base 167 to 364 and encodes 65 amino acids. The record is from RefSeq and is a predicted model, not a curated record. NCBI's taxonomy places the organism in Eukaryota, Fungi, Basidiomycota, Pucciniomycetes, Pucciniales, Melampsoraceae.